GGGACAUCCCUGGCUCUGGGUGAGAAAGCUGACAGUCCUCAGUCCUGCAGGUGCUGCCCGUCAUUCCUUCCUCCCGAGGACUCUCUGCCUCAUGGCUCUGGCAAAGGUGCCUGGGACCUGCUUGCUCAGCAUUCAUGUCCUGCAGGCCCGUGGCCUGCCCUCCAAGGACCUAGUGACCCCCUCUGACUGCUACGUGACUCUGUGGCUGCCCUCGGCCUCCAGCCCCCAGCUCCAGACGCGCGUGGUCAAGAACAGCAGAAACCCCAUCUGGAAUCAGAGCUUUCACUUCCGAAUCCACAGCCAGCUCAAGAACAUCGUGCAAUUCAAAGUCUUUGACCAGGACCUUCUGACCAAGGAUGACCCUCUGUUGUCGGUGCUGUUUGACGUGGGGACUUUGCAGGCUGGGGAGCCCUGGCGUGAGAGCUUCUCACUGAGCCCUCAGGGCAAGGAGCAGCUGGAAGUUGAAUUUCGGCUGCAGAAUCUGACCGACUGUGCUGAGCGCCUCGUCAGUAAUGGCAUCCUGGUGGCCCGGGAGCUCUCCUGCUUGCAUGUUCGACUGGAGAAGGCCGGGGGCCAGCAGGGGUCGGAGGGCAGAGUUCAGCUUGUGGUUCCCGGGUCCUGUGAGGGUCCGCAGGAGGCCUCCGUGGGCGCUGGCUCCUUCCGCUUCCAUUGGCCGGCCUGCUGGGAGCAGGAGCUGAGUGUUCACCUGCAGGAUGCGCCCCAAGAGCAGCUGCAGGUGCCUCUGAGGGCACUGCCCUCUGACCAAGUGGUGAGACUUGUCUUCCCUACAUCCCAGGAGCCCCUGAUGAAGGUGGAGCUGAAAAAAGAAGGACUGAGAGAGCUGGCGGUGCGGCUGGACUGCGGGCCCUGUGCCGAGGAGCGGGCCUUCUUGAGCAGGAGGAAGCAGGUGGUGGCCAAGGCCCUGAAGCGGGCCCUGCAGCUGGAUGGAGACCUGCAGGAGGAUGAGAUCCCAGUGGUAGCUGUUAUGGCCACGGGUGGUGGGAUCCGGGCCAUGACUUCCCUGUAUGGGCAGCUGGCUGGCCUGAAGGAGCUGGGCCUCUUGGAUUGCAUCUCCUGCAUCACAGGGGCCUCGGGCUCCACCUGGGCUUUGGCCAACCUCUAUGAGGACCCAGAGUGGUCUCAGAAGGACCUGGCAGGGCCCAUCCAGUCACUGAAGACACAGGUGACCAAGAGCAAGCUGGGCGUGCUGGCCCCCAGCCAGCUGUGGCGGUACCGGCAGGAGCUGGCUGAGCGUGCAUGCCUGGGCCACCCGACCUGCUUCACCACCCUGUGGGGCCUCAUCAACGAGGCGCUGUUGCAUGACGAGCCUCACGACCACAAACUCUCAGACCAGCGGGAGGCCCUGAGCCGUGGCCAGAACCCUCUGCCCAUCUACUGUGCUCUCAAUACCAAAGAACGGAACCUGACUACCUUUGAAUUUGGGGAGUGGUGUGAGUUCUCCCCCUAUGAGGUCGGCUUUCCCAAGUACGGCGCCUUCAUCCCCUCUGAGCUCUUCGGCUCCGAGUUCUUCAUGGGGCGCCUGACAAAGCGGCUUCCUGAGUCCCGCAUCUGCUUCCUGGAAGGCAUCUGGAGCAACCUGUACGCAGCGAGCCUCCAGGACAGCUUGUAUUGGUCCUCCGAGCCCAGCCAGUUCUGGGACCACUGGGCACAGGCCCAGGCCAGCCUGGACAAGGAGCAGGUCCCCCUUCUGAAUAUAGAAGAGCCUCCCACAGUGGCCAGCAGAAUAGCUGAGUUCUUCACUGACCUUCUGACAUGGCGUCCACUUGCCGAGGCCACCCACAAUUUCCUCCGUGGCCUCUCUUUCCACAAGGACUAUUUCCAGCAUCCUCACUUCUCUGCCUGGAAAGCCACCAAACUGGAUGGCCUCCCCAACCAGCUGACACCUGCAGAACCCUUCCUUUGCCUGUUGGAUGUUGGCUACCUUGUCAACACCAGCUGCCCACCCCUCCUGCGGCCCACACGGGACGUGGACCUCAUCCUGUCGCUGGAUUACAACCUCCAUGGAGCCUUUCAGCAGCUGCAGCUCCUGGAUCGGUUCUGCCAGGAGCAGGGCAUCCCAUUCCCGUCCAUCUCACCCAGCCCCGAGGAGCAGCGCCAGCCCCGGGAGUGCCACCUCUUCUCAGACCCUGCCCGCCCUGACGCCCCUGCCGUGCUGCACUUCCCGCUGGUCAAUGCCUCCUUCCGGGAGUACUCAGCCCCAGGGGUCCGGCGGACGGCCGAGGCGCAGGAGGCCGGGGAGGUGAACCUGUCUUCAUCCGACUCCCCCUACCACUACUUGAAGGUGACUUACAGCCGGGAGGACGUGGACAAGCUGCUCCACCUGACGCACUACAACAUCUGCAACAACCAGGAGCAGCUGCUGGAGGCCCUGCGUGAGGCUGUGCGGCGGCGCAAGCAGCGCCGGGCCGAGUGA
This is a messenger RNA of Lipotes vexillifer (Yangtze River dolphin), 2434 nucleotides long. RefSeq names its product phospholipase A2 group IVB (gene PLA2G4B). Gene Ontology annotation, cellular component: cytosol. The record is from RefSeq and is a predicted model, not a curated record. Gene Ontology annotation, molecular function: calcium-dependent phospholipid binding; calcium ion binding. The transcript is spliced from 20 exons. Gene Ontology annotation, biological process: glycerophospholipid catabolic process. The coding region runs from base 92 to 2434 and encodes 780 amino acids. NCBI's taxonomy places the organism in Eukaryota, Metazoa, Chordata, Mammalia, Artiodactyla, Lipotidae.